Tribolium madens (black flour beetle) is the source of this 1985-nucleotide messenger RNA. RefSeq lists its product as uncharacterized. The coding region runs from base 343 to 1347 and encodes 334 amino acids. The transcript has 6 exons. NCBI's taxonomy places the organism in Eukaryota, Metazoa, Arthropoda, Insecta, Coleoptera, Tenebrionidae. The record is from RefSeq and is a predicted model, not a curated record.
AUGUCAAAUGUGAUUACGAAUUUGUCAAAAUAAGUUGAAAUAAUCUUAAUUAUUACAAAUGAAACUUUAUAAUACGAUUUAUUUGUAUAUUUUUCUCCAGUCCAUCAGUGCCCAGAUUAACAGUGUCGAAAAGUGUUAUUUCUGUGAGCAUCAUUGUUCGCCACCGAUUCAAGUCAAAGUGUGUAAAGAUAUUUUGCCUAACAGUAACAAUUUUGAGUGCAUACGAGUUUUGAAUUUGGAAGACGGUGAACUGAAGGAAUAUCGAGGCUGUAUUGAUGAUACAGGCGUACCAUACAACGACAAAUGUCGAGUCGUUCAUACUAAAGAAGAUAAUUAAACAAAAUGCCUCAAGGCCCGAUGUCGAGCCCCUUGAUGAAGCCGUUCGUGGUACUGGCACUUCCUGGCAUGUACCUCUUCUACAAGUACAACCAAUACAAACGUCGCCGGAAGGAAAACGCCAAACGACGUCUCACCGAACGUGAACUGCAACACCUCAACAACAAGAUUGAUAAGCUAUUAAGCAAACUGGAAGAGAACGAACCCGAAAUGGCAAGUUGCCAAGAAGAAGAGUGUGUGAUCUGCAUUAAUGCCAAAGCAACCAUGCAAACUGCUCCUUGUGGCCACCAAGUUGUCUGCAGAAAAUGCUUCGUGAAGACUAUCCAAAUCGCAGUAUCGCAGAGACUCCUUCCGUUGCGAUGUGUCAUCUGCAGAGCAAAAAUUUUGAGAUUAAAAACGGGCCCCAUCCUGCCUUCUUCGGCAAGCGGUUACUCGGUGAAUUCUCGAUCCUCUUUGGUUCCCCAAUCCGACAGUUUGUACAGUGUCAGCAGCGGCGGCUCGUCUGUUUCUUCCACUUCUUGUUCUUCCGACGGUAGCAGGAAAUCUUCGUCAUGUUGCGGCGGCCGGUGCAUGGGGGCCUAUCCGCGACAGCCCGCCACAGGAGCCAUCAGGAGGUCGCAACAGCAUGCCAUGAAGAUAAGACUGCAGGAGUACUGCCAUCCGGAAAAGGGAAACAUUAACAGACUUCCUCCCAUAAGAGAAUUGCCCGGACAAAGUCCCAGUCAUAACACGCCUCCGGCUUCCACUAGGAUAAGAUGUGCCCAGAAGAUCGUCACUCAGCUGGAAUCUGUGCCACUGUUGGGAAAAAGCCGAAACAAAUACGAGAAACUCCCCCAAGAAGAUGUGGACGAGCAGCACGUGAAGAAAGAUCGAAAAUGGUGGCUUGAUCGAAGCAUAAACGAAGAAAAGAUCGACAACAAAAAGAACGAAAUCACUGAGAAGCACAUGGAGAUGAAGGGAAAACAAAAAUUUGAAGAUAAAAAGAAAUCAAUAAAAGACGCAAGGCUAUAAACCGAUUUUUCAAAUUUUUUUCAAGAGGGCUCAAAUUUUAGUCAAUUAGAUUAGUCAAUUUGCUCUAGGUAUAUAAUCAUAUUGGUUUCGGGAAAAAUUCGGAAAAUUGCCUUGAGUACAAACGAACGGUUCGAAGCAAGAGCUUUCAUCUCGUGUAAGUCGGUGGUAGAACUAGAUGAUGAAAUUGAUGUUUACGGCCCUCUUAGCCUUCCCCUCAAAAUCCCUCUUCUUGUUAAUUAAUAAUCCUAGAAUUUCGAAUAAACGCUAUUUAAAAAAUGCUUGUGAAGGCCAAUUUUAAUAAUGACUUGUAUAUCAGCCCGAUCCAAAUAUUAUACGAUCAUUCUGUAUAUAAACAAAAUGUUUUCUACUAGAGUAGAGAAAUACAUAUCUAAUAAUGAAUUCGACGAAAUCAAAAUAUUUUAAACAAUAAUGGUUUUAACGGUACAAAUAGGUUCGUUUUGAUUUGUUUGUAUACAGACUGAGGAGUAAUUUCAAAUGUUGGCAAUAAUAUUGAAAUACAUAUUAGAAAUAUUGUAUUUAGCGCUGGUUACGACCCUGUAUCAUAUUAUAGAACUUUAAUUUUGUAAGAGUAGAUGUGUUGUAUUACAUUGUUGUGGUUAGGUAUAUUUCAAAAUAAA